Erigeron canadensis is the source of this 2154-nucleotide messenger RNA. RefSeq names its product guanylate-binding protein 1. Gene Ontology annotation, molecular function: GTP binding; GTPase activity. The record is from RefSeq and is a predicted model, not a curated record. NCBI's taxonomy places the organism in Eukaryota, Viridiplantae, Streptophyta, Magnoliopsida, Asterales, Asteraceae. The transcript is spliced from 17 exons. Bases 32 to 1861 code for a protein of 609 amino acids.
AUUAACAUAAGAAAUAAGAAUAAUAAAAAAAAUGGUCAGAUCAAUGUCGAAGAAUUUAUGCUGGAUUGGUUUGUUUUAUAUUAUUGUUUUGUAUUUAUCGUCCUUUUUUGGGGUGGUUCUUGCUGCAAUUGAUGAUUUUAAUCAAGCGUUUCCUAUCAUUGAACCUGAUCCUGGUCAUACAAAACUUCGUCUUUCUGUCGAAGGAUUGGAGGCUAUUAAGAGAAUAAAGAAUCCUAUAGCAGCCGUUGCUGUGAUUGGUCCAUAUCGAUCUGGAAAAUCUUUUCUGCUUAAUCAGCUUCUCUCUCUUUCUUGUUAUGAAGGUUUUGGUGUUGGACACAUGCGUGACACUAAAACAAAAGGAAUAUGGGUAUGGGGAACUCCGGUUGAAAUGAAUAUUAAUGGAGUGAAAACGUCUGUCUUCUAUCUCGACACAGAGGGAUUUGAAAGUAUAGGGAAAUCAAACGUCUAUGAUGACAGGAUAUUUGCUCUUGCAACAGUUUUAAGCUCUGUUCUUAUCUACAACUUGCCUGAGACGAUACGUGAAGCUGAUAUAUCCCGUUUGUCAUUUGCUGUUGAGCUUGCUGAAGAGUUCUAUGGAAGAGUUCAGGGGCAAGAUGUGGCAUUUGAACCAGCAAAACUCCUGUGGCUUAUACAACGUGACUUUUUACAGGGAAAGUCUGUAAAAGAGAUGGUAGACGAAGCUCUGCUACACGUUCCUAAUUCCGAGGGUGACAAAAAUAUUGAUCAGGUUAACCAGAUUCGCGACUCCCUAGCUGUCAUGGGCGACAAUAGCACCGCUUUCAGCUUACCACAACCACAUCUCCAGAGGACAAAGCUUUGUGACUUAAAAGACGGGGAGCUGGAUCAGAGUUAUGUAAAAAAGAGGGAACAAUUGAAAGAAGUUGUUAAAUCUGUUAUCCGUCCAAAGAUCGUGGAGGGAAAAUCUCUUAACGGAGAGGAAUUCGUAUCUUUUCUUGAGAAGAUCUUGGAAGCUUUGAACAAAGGGGAAAUUCCAUCAACAGGGUCUCUUGUGGAGGUAUUCAACAAGAAAAUUUUAGAGCGAUGCCUGAAGUUAUAUGAGGAUAGUAUGACAAAAGUGGUUCUGCCCAUCCCCGAGGAAUCCCUACAAUCCAUCCAUGAAUCCUCACGAGAUGAAUCUUUGAAAGCUUUUGAUGAACAACACUUUGGCCGUCACCAUGCCAAGAGAUCAGUUGAAACACUUGAUGAAGAUAUUGAGAAAAUGUUUAAGAAUUUUGUAAUGGCAAACCAAUAUCAGUCCUCGAAGCUGUGUGAGGCUCUCUAUACAAUGUGCGAAGACAAAAUGGACCAGCUUCAAGUACUUAGACUACCUUCCAUGGCCAAAUUUAAUGCAGGGUUCCUCCACUGCAACCAAAGUUUUGAAAACGAGUGCGUCGGGCCCUCUAAAACCAUAUAUGAACAACGGAUGGCGAAGAUGAUGGGGAAGUCGAAAUCUAUAUUUAUCAAGGAAUAUAAUCAUCGACUAUUUAAUUGGCUGGUGGCGUUUUCACUUGUGAUGGUGAUUGUAGGUCGCUUUAUCAUAAAAUUCAUCUUGAUUGAGAUUGGAGCUUGGAUUCUCUUCAUAUUCUUGGAGACAUACACACGGAUGUUUUGGUCGCCGGAAUCUCUCUAUUAUAAUCCUGUAUGGCAUGGUAUUGUAGCCACUUGGGAAACUCUAGUUUACAGCCCAAUUCUUGAUUUAGACAGAUGGGCAAUACAAAUCGGAAUCAUAGCAUUGAUAUUGUUGGUAUACUGGCGAUGCUAUGGGAGGAGGAAACGCGGGUCUCAUUCAUUGUUACCGUUGUACAACAACACUUCUAAACAUCGGGAUAGAUCAGAAUAGUUCGUGUUAACAUAUUCCAGCGAGCUUUUGAUUAUAAAUUAAAUUGCAGGAAAAACACUGCAGAUUUGUGAUCUGGGUUCGUGAUAUAUAUAAAAAUGGCAUUACAUCAUAUAAAAUCAUAGAAUAUUUAGGAACUGUAUUGGUGAAGGAUUCGAUGGGAUGUAUGUAACUUUAGAAAUUCAAAUUACUUGUAUUGAUUGUAGAGGUACCCUUAUUUCUUUGAGUUGUGCCUGCUCAAUUUAUGCAAUGCAGCCACAUAUGUUACUUACAAUUUUGUCUUAUAUGCUUUUAUA